Messenger RNA from Gryllus bimaculatus (two-spotted cricket), 609 nucleotides. The record is from the annotation of a GenBank genome assembly. Lineage: Eukaryota; Metazoa; Arthropoda; Insecta; Orthoptera; Gryllidae.
CCCCCGCUCAGGCAACGGGCCGUCCGUCGGCGUUCGCCCGCCCCCACUUAUCCCCCCCCCGCGGAUGCGGUACGCUGUGCUGGCCGCGGGGGCGGCAGCGCGGCGGACGGCCCGGCGGGCGGCGGCGGGGGGUCUGGCGGCGGCCUGGAGGGCGGCGGCGGUGCGGGCCUCGGCGCGGGCCCGCCCUCGCCCGUAAACGUCGUCACAGUCAUCGUCAACAAGGACGAGAACGGCUACGGCAUGAAGGUGUCCGGCGACAACCCGGUCUACGUGCAGUCCGUAAAGGGAGGUGGCGCGGCGGAGAAGGCGGGCCUGCACAGCGGGGACAAGAUCAUCAAGGUCAACGGAGUUAACGUAACUCAGUCAACACACACUGACGUCGUGGCGCUCAUCAAAUCGGCGACGCAGGUGGUGCUGACAGUGCAGCAGCGGCCGCGGCCGGCGAGCGCCAUGGCGCUGGCGUCGCCCGGGGGCGGGGCCGGCGAAUUUGGGCGCACCAUAUGUCCUUUUACAAUGGAACAAAGGAAAUAUCAUUUUGUUUCAACGCCAACCACUACGAAUAUUAUUUUAAUAGUCAUUGUUUUGAAAAUCACAUAUAUGGAGCUCGAU